CCACCACCGACUCUACUGCAGUGCUGUGGCAUUACCACCGCUGCGCCCGGCACCCUCUUCCCUCUUGUGUGGAUAUUUGCACACUAGGUCCUGCCUACACAGCUUAGCAUAUUUGCCGGGAAUCAAGCGGGAGACCUACCUGCCAGCGCGUGAUCAUGCUGAUCGCUAGAGCGAUGUUGGCCAAGAUUCGCCCACCGCCGCUGAACCCUAGGGAGAUACAGAAUCAAGUUGACAUUUCGCGUGCAGCGGGGCUAACGGCUGCUUAUGCUGCUCAGCAGCAGCAGGGUGAGCAAUCGCCCUGCUCUUUCGACCAGCUAGAGAAGGAAAUAGCAGCACUUAAACCGCUCGAGAGGAAGCGUAGAGCGCAAAGGGCCAUCAACGACCAGGUGGUGACAUACUUUACUCUCGUCCACGCGGCACACACCGCAACCCCGCCCCCUACUGUCGACAUCAACGGCGGCAACAGCGUUGCUCUGCGUAAGGACCAAGACUCCCCGUCCUCCGACGGCAGCGCCACCGACACGCCGUUGGCCUUGCGAGGCACAUCGCUCUCAGGCGUCGAAGAGAAGAAAGCAGAGAAGGCGGCCGAGGGCAAAGCUGUCAAGAGGUGGAGGCGAAAACUUUUGAAGGAGAUGUUACGGUCGGAGUUAGGUUUCAAUACCGUGGUGAAGGACUCCACCUUGUCGGGAGCAGGACUCGGCCUGUUCGUGGAGGGCUCUGCUCCAGAAGGCGCCGUUGUGGCGAUCUAUCCGGGCCUCGUGCACCUGCCCGAACACCUGCAGAACCAGAAAUACGUAGCCUCUCUCCUCCCUGACGAGGAUCACUUCCUCAUGGGACGAGCCGACGGGUGUCUCGUGGACGGACGUACGGCGGGGUUGCUGCCGUCCUCUCCGCUGACGUUCGCUCACGCGGCGAACCACCCACCGGAGGGUCAGGCGGCCAACGUUCUGCAGGUAGCGUACGACUUCCCGGCACUAAGCGAGGACGAUGUGGGGAUCGCCAAGGGGGGCAGGUUCCCGGAGCGGUUGCGGCCGCUGGUGCCGAACCGGUAUCACCGCGCACCCAAAGCGUUGUUUGGGGGCAAGCUCGACCAGUCCGCGAUGGUGGAAACCGUCGUUCUCGUCGCCUGCAGGGGAGGGCUUCACGACCAAGAGGUCUUCAUGGACUACCGGUUUAAUCCCAAUAUGCCGCAUCCCGAUUGGUAUAGCCCGGUGGACCCCGAAGCAACCGCCAAGAUGUGGGCCGUCGACAAGCAAGAUAGCACCGCGCAGACGCUGUUGAACAAUUCUUGGUUCCGACGACGUUCCUGACCUGGAUAACCCACAAAGGCGGCGGACCACUGAAAGGUGGCAGACAUCACUCGUGGUGGCUGUUGUCUCGUAUUGCACUAGUUGGAGUUGAUGCACCGAAGAAGGCGAGCUAGAGGGAGACAGGUGCACGAAAGGCGGACCUAACCGCGACAAAUGUGGGCAGAUAUUGGCCCUGCGGUAAUAGCAAGUAGUGCUCCCCGCGUUCGUCCUACCACCUUAGCAGUACGACAGCCAUAGCGCCAUGGAUGCCGGCAGAAAGGCCGGCGUCCUUCCAAUUCCUCGUUUCACCUUCCUUGCUACGGCUACCUGUCCGAUCACUUGCAUCCAUGCCUUGACCGACGGAAACAUCGUGGAACA
This is a messenger RNA of Ectocarpus sp. CCAP 1310/34, 1667 nucleotides long. NCBI's taxonomy places the organism in Eukaryota, Phaeophyceae, Ectocarpales, Ectocarpaceae. The record is from the annotation of a GenBank genome assembly.